ACGUCUUCCCCGAAUCACUUCCUACAGGCUCGACUCCUUUAUCGAGCGCAGCGCUGAAUGGCGCGGGGACUUCACGAUGCCCGCGGCCGUCGUCGUGGGGGGGUUUGAAGGGUUACGUAUCGAAGGUCGAGAGCCGGAGGAGGGAACAUCAGAGCUUACCUGCAGCAUUGGUAGGAUGUACCCGUCAAGAGUGUAUCGUGUACGAGAUCCUUCCCCAGUCCUCGGUAUGGCGGAUGCAGAUGCGAGAUGCAGAUGCAGAUUGGGGAGAUCUGUGGAGGUCGUCGGUAUCGCGACGUUGGCGUUACGUGUGUAUUGUCUGUAUCGCCGGGCGGCUUGUAGCCUUCGUCACUAACGACAAUCUUGGCGGCCUCAGGGUGCAACGACUUGCGCUUACAUACACAACAGACAACGCCGAAGCAACGAGGGCGCGAUCGAUCACCCAGGGCCCAGUAGUAUGACGAACACACAGAGGCAAAGGGGGCAACGAAUCGAGCAACCAGCUGUGGAUCCCCCGCCCAGAUCUGGGACGCCGUCGAAUAACAGGCUGGAAGAUAAAUAUAGCAGAGAUAAAGAGAGACAAGAGGAUCCUCUUCGAAAUUCUGGAGCGGGCGGUCGGGGAAAAGGAUGGGAGGAAUCCCACGAGGCCGGGGAGACAAUGCUGGGACAGAAGGAGCAAGAAAGUAUCCAACAGAGGAUACAAUGAUGAAGUAUGCUUCUCAAGAAGAGGAGGAGAAGGGAAGGGAUUCCGGCCUCUCUGGACCG
Amorphotheca resinae ATCC 22711 is the source of this 762-nucleotide messenger RNA. RefSeq lists its product as hypothetical. The record is from RefSeq and is a predicted model, not a curated record. The coding region runs from base 455 to 703 and encodes 82 amino acids. The transcript has a single exon. NCBI's taxonomy places the organism in Eukaryota, Fungi, Ascomycota, Leotiomycetes, Helotiales, Amorphothecaceae.